Symbiodinium necroappetens is the source of this 1038-nucleotide messenger RNA. Lineage: Eukaryota; Dinophyceae; Suessiales; Symbiodiniaceae. The record is from the annotation of a GenBank genome assembly.
AUGGCCAUUGAUCAACCUGUGCGAUUGAAAGGUGCUCCUGGAUCGCCUUAUACAAGGAAAAUGCUGGCUUAUCUGCGUUACAGACAUAUUGGUUACCAGUUCCUGAUCGGCAAUCAUGCUACAGACCUGGGGCUGCCUGAGCCAAAAGUUGAGUUGUUACCCACAUUUUAUCUGCCCGACGAGCGGGGUGACUUGCAGGCGGUUGUUGACUCAACGCCGCUGAUCAGGCGCUUUGAGGCGGAAGUCGACGGACGCCACGCUCUACCGGAUAACCCGGUGCUCAGUUUUGUUAAUUAUCUGAUUGAAGACUAUGCAGAUGAAUGGCUGACCAAGGCGAUGUUUCACUACCGCUGGUAUUACGAAGCUGACAUAAAGAUGGCGGGCACAAUAUUGCCGCUGUGGCGAUCGAUACAGAUGUCUGACGAACAACUGCAGAAAAUGAGCGCUUAUAUCGCCGAGCGUCAGAUAUCGCGCCUCUAUGUGGUGGGCUCUAACGACAUAACGGCUCCGGUGAUCGAAGACAGCUACAAAAGAUUUUUGCAGAUUUUUGACCGACUCAUUCAAAAACAACCAUUUGUGCUGGGCCGUCGCCCGAGUUCUGCUGACUUCGGGGUGUAUGCGCAGUUGACUCAACUGGCCAAAUUCGAUCCGACACCUGCAGCGCUGUGUAUGCAGGUAGCACCGCGCGUACACGCGUGGACAGAUUUGUUAGAUGAUCAAAGCGGGAAUGCUGCUUCAGCAGAUGCCUGGAUGUCGAUUGAUGAUGUGCAGGCGACACUGGCGGAGCUGUUAGCUGAAAUCGGUCGUGUUUAUGUCCCGGCGCUGUUGGCGAACGCAGCUGCUCUGCGGUCAGGUGAAGCACAGAUGCAAACCACCAUUGAUGGCAGAGCCUGGCAGCAGCCGGUGUUCCCUUAUCAAGGUAAGUGUCUGCAAUGGAUUAACGAGGAAUAUCAGCGCCUGACAACGUCGGAUCAACAACAGGUUAACCAUAUUCUGGCAGGCACAGGGUGCGAGGCACUUCUGAUGACUGAUUUGUGA